GUCAAUUUCGGCUUGAAGAUUUCAAGGUUCGCAACCAAUAUGAAAUGCAAUACACCGAAACUCAUUUCUCAACUUCUUCUUCUUAUUACCAUUCACGAUGGCGGAUUACGGAAAUGAUAGGCAAAAGAAACGUCGGCUUACAAAAGAUGGCGAUUACGUGGAUACAUCCAAACCGACUGCCUUCUUUAAGCCAUAUAGUGGUCGGGACUGGACUAUUUCAGUAGCCAUCCCCGGAAGUGUCCUCUCAACCUGCCGACGAGAUGAUCAACGGACUGGCGUCGUUUCGCAUAUAGCACGUGCCCUUUCCGUCUUCAGCAUAGACGAAGUCAUCAUCUUCGAUGAUUCUCACCCAGAUACUCGUGCUAGAAAUGUUGAUCCUGCCAGUUACACAGGCGAUGUAGACCCUUGCGGGUAUCUUGAUCAUCUUCUACAGUAUCUAGAGAUGCCACCUUUCAUGCGCAGAACCCUACUGCCAUUGCACCCAAACUUAAAACAAGCUGGCCUUAUGGCAAGUUUAGAUAUUCCUUCCCACCCUCACCAAACUGACUGGCUACCUUACUGCGAAGGUGUGACUACGACAGGGAUGCCAAAAGGUGGGAAAGGAACGCUCGUCGAUGUUGGGAGAAGGGAACCAGUUACUAUUAGUCACGAGGUACCCCCCAAGACUCGUAUUACUGUUCAGAUUGAUGAAAACGACCCAUCGAAGGCGGAACCCGUGGACCCAAGUACGCCGCGCACUGAAGGUGGUUACUAUUGGGGCUACUCAGUGAGACGUUGCGGCUCACUUGCAAGUGUCUUUGAAGAGUGUGCUUAUGAAGGGGGCUACGAUCUAAGUAUCGGCACAUCAGAGCGCGGUCUCCCUAUACCCGAGGCCUUUCCAGACAAGAAGAAAAGGGAAAGCGCAAAUUUCCAACAUCUUCUCCUCGUCUUCGGUGGCCCUCGAGGUCUCGAGAACGCAGCUGAAAAUGAUCCAGAGUUGAAUGGCCUAGGAAUUGUUAAGGGGAGAACGAAAGAACUGUUUGAUCACUGGGUCAACAUCUUGCCAGGACAAGGAAGCAGGACGAUUAGAACAGAUGAGGCUCUGUUCAUUGGAUUGGCAGGUUUGAGGAAGCUGUGGGAUGGUAAAUAGGCGAAUGGGCGAUGAAUAGAAACUCCAGCGCGACGGCAAUUGCAUUUCGAUGGCAAGCAACCGAUACCCUAUUUUGCUAAUUUUGCUUUGGUUUUCUACUAUUGAUAUACCGAAUUCUUAGGAACGGGGUCCAAUUGUUGUUAAGUCAAUGUCAUCAACUUUCAGCUCCCAUCCUUUCCCUCUGAACCGCUUAGGCCAAAUACCAUUCCUACCAGGGGCAAGAAUCCCGUUC
Molecule: messenger RNA, 1361 nt
Organism: Annulohypoxylon maeteangense
Lineage: Eukaryota; Fungi; Ascomycota; Sordariomycetes; Xylariales; Hypoxylaceae
Product: DUF171-domain-containing protein
Exons: 3
Coding region: 98-1129 (343 amino acids)
Source: RefSeq, a predicted model, not a curated record